AUGUCGGAAGAACUCUCAAAGGUCGAUUCCGCCGUGGCUGGCCUCUCGAUAUCCCCUCCCGACAGCAAGAAGGAGAAAGCAGCUCACAAACGCACCACCUCGUCAGCCGAGGGUGUACGAAACAUCAACGACCUAGAAAAGGAAGGAAUCGAAUUGGCCAUUGCCCCUGAAACACAGAAGCUCAACUGGAAACUCAACACCUCCCCCACAACCCUGGAUGACAAGGAAGCUCUCAAGAAGUUCCUCACCACCCCGCCUGUCAAGCGGAUAGAUCUGCAUUUCCCCCUAGGCCUGGAAGUCACUGCCCGAAACCUCAAGGGGGUCACAAUCAAGGACGCGCUGGACGCUAUUCACAAGCAAUUUAAGAAGAAGGCCGAUGACGAACUCGACAACCCCAUCCUAGCCGGUUUCGAAUGGGAUAAAGAAGAAUCAUGGACCCGACUGAUCGUCCACCAGAAGAAGCAAGGCGCCUUUAUCGGCAGUAAAAAGUCCAAAAAGAAGGGCGGAGAUACAGAUGAAUAG
Messenger RNA from Paracoccidioides brasiliensis Pb18, 522 nucleotides. RefSeq lists its product as uncharacterized. Bases 1 to 522 code for a protein of 173 amino acids. The transcript is spliced from 4 exons. The record is from RefSeq and is a predicted model, not a curated record.